AUGGAUAGAAAUAAAGUUACAUAUUUGGCCUUUAUGGACCUGGAAAAGGUCUUUGACAAAGUUAAUUGGGAUAAAAUGCUGUUCACAUUACGAGAAAUAGGUGUUGAAUAACAAGACCUAAGAAUCAGGCACAGUCUUUACAAGAACCAGACAGCUUGCAUUAAAAAAAGGAGAAUUCACUACUAACGCUCAAAUGAAAAAAAGGAAGUCUGACAAGGGUGUACGUCAUAACCACUACUUUUUAACUGCUACAUCGAAAAAUUUAUAAAUAUAGUGAAAGAAAAGCUAACAAGACUAAACAUAGGAAUAAAAAUUGAUGGAGAAAUUGUUUCAAUGAUACGAUUUGCCGAUGACACUUUGGUAAUAGCAGAUAGUGAAGGUGACAUACAGCGUGUAGUUGAAGAAAUGGAUGAAAUGCUCAGAACCUCAGAAAUGAAAAUAAAUAGCGCAAAAACGAAGAUCUUAGUCUGCGCCAGAGACCUGAAUGUAAAAGCUGAUGUAUACAUAGGUAGUCAAAAAUUGGAGCAAGUGAGGGAGCAAUAUCACAUCUCAUGGUAA
Cinara cedri is the source of this 558-nucleotide messenger RNA. The record is from the annotation of a GenBank genome assembly. NCBI's taxonomy places the organism in Eukaryota, Metazoa, Arthropoda, Insecta, Hemiptera, Aphididae.